Dovyalis caffra is the source of this 1728-nucleotide messenger RNA. The record is from the annotation of a GenBank genome assembly. NCBI's taxonomy places the organism in Eukaryota, Viridiplantae, Streptophyta, Magnoliopsida, Malpighiales, Salicaceae.
AUGGAUAGCCCCUCAGAACAUAGACAGAUGAUCACAGAACCACUCUUGGGUAACCGAAAGGGUGGCAUCAGAACCUUACCUUUCAUCGUAGCAAAUGAGGCAUUUGAGAGUCUGGCAAAUUACGGCCUAUUUCCAAACCUGAUACUGUAUUUGACAAGAGAGUAUGGCAUCGACGCUGCAAAUGGGGCACAGAUAUUGUUCCUUUUGUCUUCUGCCACAAAUUUCACGCCAAUUCUCGGAGCUUUUCUUGCUGAUACUUAUGUGGGUCGGUAUUCCAUGAUCGGUUUUGGAUGUAUUGCUUCCCUUCUGGGGAUGGUUCUAUUGUGGCUAACAACUUUUCCUGAAGCAAGGCCACCUCCUUGUGUCGAAUUUAGUGACAGUUGCCAACCCGCAACGACAUUACAGCUUUUGCUGUUAUAUACAGCUUUUGGCUUCAUGGCCAUUGGAGCUGGUGGCAUAAGAUCAUCUUCCUUAGCCUUUGGUGCUGAUCAAUUAGGCAAGAGAAACAGCCUUAAACAUGCUAGAAUACGAGAGAGCUUCUUUAGUUGGUACUAUGGUAUAGUCUCAGCUUCGGUAUUUCUUGGCAUGACUUGUGUUGUAUACAUUCAAGAUACCAUGGGGUGGAUGGUGGGUUUUGGAGUUCCGGUGGUGCUCAUGAUCCUGUCAGCUCUUUCAUUCUUCUCGGCUACUCCCUUGUAUGUCCAGUCAAAGCCUAAAGCAAGCUGGAUCACUGGGUUGGCGCAAGUUGUUGUGGCUUCCUUUAGAAAUAGAAGUAUUAAAUUACCAUCCCAAGCAACGGAUGAGGUGUACUAUCAUACAAAGGGAUCAAUGCUUCUUGUGCCGAGCGAAAAAUUGAGGGUUUUAAAUAAAGCUUGCAUUAUCAGAAAUCCUCAAGAAAACUUGGCUCCAGAUGGAAAAGCUUCAGAUCCGUGGAGUCUUUGUACAAUCGAUCAAGUAGAAGAUCUAAAAGCACUAAUCAAGGUAAUCCCAAUAUGGUUAGCAGGAAUGUUGAAGUCUGUGAACGUAAGCCAAAGCUCUUUUAUAGUACUCCAGGCAUCCACCAUGGACCGACACAUUACUUCAAAUUUUGAAAUUCCUGCUGGCAGUUUCCCGUCAAUUGUGGUUCUCGUUAUCACAACAUGGGUUGCUCUCUAUGAUCGCGUAAUUAUUCCUUUUGCAUCGAAAGUCAAGGGAAAACUAGUUCGCCUCAAAUUGAAGCAAAGAAUGGGAUUUGGUAUUCUAUUAUCCACUAUUUCCAUGGCAGCAUUAGCAGUUACUGAGAGUGUUCGGCGGGAAGCUGCAAUCAAGGAAGGAUUUUCAGACAAUCGUAAUCCUGGAUUGCACAUUUCAGCAAUGUGGUUGUUGCCAUUUCUUGUUCUGAGUGGAUUAGCUGAGGCUUUCAAUGCUAUUGCACAGAACGAAUUCUUUUACACUGAGUUGCCUAAAAGCAUGUCCAGUGUGGCCUCCACGCUUCAGGGUAUAGGAUUGUCUGCUGCAAGUUUGGUAUCUAGUUUUAUUGUUAGUGCUGUUCGUAAUUUCACAAAAGGAGAAGACCAGGAGAGUUGGGUACCGAGCAGCAUCAAUAAAGGGCAUUAUGAUUACUAUUAUUGGCUUCUUACAAUUUUGAGCUUGGUUAACUUCAUAUAUUAUCUUGUUUGUAGCAAAUCCUAUGGUCCCUGCAAGGAUGAGGAAGGGAGCAUUGUCGCAGAUGAAGGGUUUGACAGAUGA